UCAGUUCGUCUCGGGACUUCUAAGCGAUCGGUUUGGAUUUCGUUAGCUCCGCCGCGCCAGCUGGAAAUUUGUAUCUCAAAGAUCGCAGCCAGUUCGCUCGGUUUUUGUGCCUGGCAUACGGAAGCGGCUAACGCAGAAUCCGGAAAAUCACAAGAGCCGUAUAUAUUUCACAAAUAUAUAUAUAUAGUAUGUUUCGAAAAGGCCCAUUCACGGCCAUUAAAAUAUUUUAUUGUACAAAAAAGGCACAGUGCCGCGUAUCUGCUUAAUGUCAGCGCGAAAACUCAAUUCAAUUUAUUGUUUGUGAUUGCAAAUUUGGCAUAAUUGUGCUUUGAUUUAUUCGCGCGUGUUUCGGGUCAUCUCUAUAAAGAGGAAUUUUAAAUCUGGGCAAGAUUAUCUCUGUUUUUCUCUGAACACUGGCUGGGUCAGUUGGAAUUUGUUCGCCGUGUUGCCAUCGAGUGAAUUAAGGUAGCGGGACGCCAGCAUCAAAAUGCCAGAAAUGAUUUACUCGAGCUCUUUCCUGCUGCUCUGUUGCACAAUCCUGCUGCUGGGAACAGUACAGAAUGCCGGUUCCAAUAGCACCAGCCCUCAUCCUCACCAGAAUCAAACUCAUCGCGGACAUGGUCACAGUCAUCGAACGCGUCAUCAGGGCAACUAUUUGGCCACCCAUCAAAGGCAGCAGCGCAGACUGCAGUCGCUGAAUCAAGCCAAAUCGGAUGUGGAGCUGCUGCCCGGGGUCACCAUGCACGAGGUCACCAGAUUACGACGGGUUCAGCCACAUAAUCCCUACAAUAAAGUGCAGACACGACGCCUACACCAAUCGCGAAACCCCACCGAAUGGGAUUACAAUACUUACAACAUCAUGACCAACACGUUCGGUCCACCGCCACCGCCGAUGCCGUUGUCACCGCGAUAUGGAAAGGGCGAGGAUAAUACCCAGGAUGUUGAGUUUAUCGGGGUGCGAGAACGUGGAAGGGGUUACUCAUUCGUGCCAUCGGUAACGGUCACCACUGCUCCGCCACCGAAUCUGAAUCGAAGAUCCGCGAGUCCUGGUUCUCGCAGUAGCAUCGGCACUAUUCCACCACUGGUUCCGGCCAGAAGGGGCUAUAGCUACACCACCACCACAAGUUCUCCUCCAGUGAACACCAUCACCACUGACAAUCCCUUCGAGACGAACACCAUUGGUCGAGGCUAUCCCACAGAUCCCAAGGAAAUGGAAAGGCGGCACAUUUGCAUGCAACAGCGAACGGUUACGAUGCCCGUGAAGCGAACGGAGGUCUACAGUCGUCCCACCUGGAAGCACGUGGCCACGCCCUGCCAGCCGCCCACCUUUAGUGGCCAGAAGUGCACCAGGGUGCAGGUGGUCCACGAGCAGGCCUACAGGGACGUCAUCGAUCACAAGACCGCCCAGCAGAUGACCUACGACUGCUGCACGGGAUGGAGCCGGGAAAACCCAAGGUCGGAUUCGUGCAUGAAACCUAUUUGCUCCGCGCGCUGCCAAAACGGUGGCAAUUGUACGGCUCCUAGCACCUGCAGCUGUCCAACUGGUUUCACAGGACGUUUCUGCGAGCAGGAUGUGGACGAGUGCCAGACGGAGAAGCCAUGCGAUCAACAGUGCAUCAAUACGCAUGGAUCUUACUUCUGCCGCUGCCGUCAGGGAUUCGUUCUCCAGUCGGAUCAGCAGAGCUGCAAGAAGGUGUCCACGAAUGCGGACGAUGCGUUCGAGGCUCGGGAUCUGGAGAACGAUAUCGAUGAUACGGACGCGGAGGUGGCCACGCGACUCCAGAAGAUCGAAAAGUCCUUGGCCAAUGAGCGAGUGCACACGAACGAGCUGCAAAAGUCGCUGCAGGCCACCUACAGUGUGGUGGACACACUCAAGAGUCGGCUAAGCACGCUGGAAAAGCAGGCUCAGGAUGUCAGUCGACUGCAGACGAAUCUCUACAAGACAGAGUCCCGGACGAACAAGCUGGAGGGUAUGCUGAACCUGCUGCUGAAGUGCCGGAAUGGCCCCAAUGCCAAUUGCCCCUAAACAGAACUGCAUUUCCCCACGCUAUUAUUAAAUGUUAGUUAACUUAAUUGACCACUCCGUUCAUGUGUAGCUAGAUGCUCCUGCUUGUAAGCCAUUCCCGAAUGCGAGUCGAGUGCCUCUGUAGUCUGUAGAAUUAGCCCACGGAUCGGGCUAUUAGUACUUAAGCGAGAACGUGUGUCAUAAAUGUAUCGAGAUGUGAAGUUUUAGACGUAAGCGCACCACCGCACUCUGCACCGCUCUUCAUGUGGGUGGUGCAGUGAUUAGUUUCUGCAUGUAUCUGUAUAUAAUUUUAAUGUAUAUGAGAAAUCACUGCACGAAUAAAUGCAUUUUCUGAUUUU
This is a messenger RNA of Drosophila melanogaster (fruit fly), 2364 nucleotides long. It is a transcript of the gene slow, whose product is annotated as slowdown. The record is from RefSeq and is marked reviewed. The transcript is spliced from 5 exons. Bases 488 to 2026 code for a protein of 512 amino acids. Gene Ontology annotation, molecular function: calcium ion binding. Lineage: Eukaryota; Metazoa; Arthropoda; Insecta; Diptera; Drosophilidae.